This is a messenger RNA of Mercurialis annua (annual mercury), 1011 nucleotides long. RefSeq names its product cysteine-rich repeat secretory protein 38-like. The transcript is spliced from 2 exons. The coding region runs from base 83 to 907 and encodes 274 amino acids. The record is from RefSeq and is a predicted model, not a curated record. NCBI's taxonomy places the organism in Eukaryota, Viridiplantae, Streptophyta, Magnoliopsida, Malpighiales, Euphorbiaceae.
UUGACUCGGCCUUUUAAAAUAUGCCCAGAUUUGAUAGUUUUUAGCUCAAUUCAUAAUCUCUAUCUCUGUCUGAACCAAAAAAAUGGAGAUUUUAAUUCUUUUAUCAACUUUUUUGUUGCUAUUCAGCUCUUCUUCGUGUUCCGACACUAACGAGAUUCUUGGAGAAUCUUCAGACGAUAUUAAAGCUAACCUGACGAAUGAUUACAAAAUCAAUUUCAAGAAUCUAAUGGAUUCACUAGCAACAAAUGCCCCUUCCAACAAUGGAUUCUACAAAGCCGAAUUCAGAAAAAAUUCCGACAAAAUUUACGGUCUUACACAAUGUAGAGCCGAUCUUUCUUCAGCAAACUGCGCGGCUUGCAUCAAGAACGCUACCGUAGACCGCGGCUACUAUACAGAUAGGAAGAGUGUAUCGAAAUGGUACAAAUGGUGCCAUCUUCGAUACUCAAACGAAAGAUUUUUCGGGAAAUAUAUUCCAUCUGCACAGGUGAUAGCCAACCGCACAAAUCUCGAAGAUUAUCGCUCACAUUCUAGUCCUCUGAAAUUUAUGAAUGAUAUUGUUUCGACAGCUCCGGAGCAGCAAUUUAUGUUUCAGACUCAGGUUUUGGAUGUCGGAAAGUACGGAAAGAGGUACGGAUUGGCUCAGUGCACUCGAGAUUUAAGCAAAAAAGACUGUGGAAAAUGCUUUGAUAAUAAGUUGGAGUUGGUGAGUUCUGUAGAAGCGAUUGAUAAUCUUAAAGAAUGGCAGGCUUUUGGAUAUGGUUGUAUUGUGUGGUAUGGUGAUUCUCAAUUCUAUUUCAACUACACAAUAUUGCCUACGCAUAACGGUGGCGCAGCUGUCAAUUUGUCACAUGAACGGUUUUCAAUCGGCAUGAUUGUUUCGGUGCUAAUGUUCGUGUUAGUUUUCUAGUCAUUUGAUGCGGGCGUGGAUGUGAAUUUAGAAUUUUUGAAAAAAAACAGAGUUUGCGGAUCUGGAAUUAUGAAAAAAAUGAAUCGGAAAUUUGGAUAGUGACA